AUGGCUGAUACCGCAGAGAAGAAAGGGGAGAAGUAUGUGCUUGUCAAAGCAGAUGGUGAUGAGGGAACUCCCGAGGCUUCUAACAAUGAGACGGGUUCUAAGGCUGGAGAUGAUUGUCCUGAUAUCAUUUACAAAGUCCAAUACAAGGAUUUCGCGGGCGAGAUCAAGGGAACGAAAGUUCUAGAUGCGCCAUAUAAACUCAAAAAGACAACAUAUGCAAAUGGCGGAACUCCAAUUCUUGAAGUCCUCUACAGCGUCGCAGUCUGGUUCCCCAGCAUCUACAAGCGCGGAGUCGGAAGCAAGAAGAACGUCCUCGAGGAAGCGGAAAACAACAACAAAGAAGAAGGCGGCAACAGUUUUGAUGAAAAGUCGAUGGAAGAAAAAGAAUUGAUCAUUCAUUCGGAGCCAAUCAUCAAGGCUCUGAGAGCGAUUGUCGAUUACUACCCAGGUCAAUCGUUGCUUGGAAACACCAUUACCAUCAAAGAGCCUUUCAGUAUCUUGGUGCAUCAUCGAGAGGAGCUUGAAGCGUAUAAACAGGAAUGCGAUGAUGCGGAGACGUUUCAUCAUAUCAGCGUUUUGCAGAAGUACCUCGAGGAUAAUCUUGGAGACAAGAUUCUCGAAGAGGAUGCACGAUAUAUCAAACCUACACCCGUUGCAACUUUCGAGAUGCUCUGGAUGUUGUUCAAGCCUGGUAUGGAUGUGUAUGCCAACAUUGAUGACCAACGUGGUGGGUUCGUGGUGCAAUCCUGCACCCCUUUCAGUACCCCAAAUUUCAGCCAGGUCAGUGCUAUGAAAAUCACGAUGUGGUAUCUUGAUUUCAAUGGUACGCAUGUUGGUCGGAGGAAGAUGGAGGUGCAAAUUGCUCCGUUCGAGGGAGAGCGGGAAAUUACAUCUUUGAAAGUGUUCCCGGCGAAGUUUAUUGAUAAUAGUCCGGAUCUGUCACCAAGGAAGAAACUUGAGGAGCGGGGUGAGAAGUUUUAUAAAUUGUUGAUGGGGAAGCAGAUGGAUUAUAAGGGAUAUUCUAUGACUGUCAAGGAGAAGCCGAAGAGAUGGUAUGAGGGUCGUGUUGUUGUUGACCAAGGUUCUUUCUAUACAUACGCAGACUGGUCCGACGUAUCCAAACACCCCGCCCCCAUGUUCGACGUCGACGACGACAACACCGGCAUCCUCGCCGACCUCCACUACGACUGCGACUGCGACGAAUGCAACGAAAAGCGCAAAGCCGCCAGCGUAAACACCAAAUGGGGCUCUUACGAAAACAUCGACCCACGGGAAACCCCCGACCUCUCAACAGACAAAGACGGCAACCCAACCAAACACCGCUACUUCCUCUUCCCUCGCCGCAUCAUGGGAUUCGACCUCAAAUCCAAAAAAUGGCAAGCCCUCGACGUAGAUUUCUGCCGGGACCCAAAGAUCAAAACGGAGGCGAUCCAGAAUCUGGUCUUGCCGAGCGAUAAACAGGAGCUGAUCAAGGCGUUGGUGCAUAAAUACAGUUCGUCACGGAACAAGAAAAACACGAAGGCGGAGAGCACGUGGUCCGCGGAUCCGAUCCCGAAUAAAGGGGAGGGGCAGAUAUUUCUGCUUCAUGGGCCGCCUGGGGCCGGGAAGACGUUCACGGCGGAGUGCGUGGCGGAGUUUACGUCGCGGCCGUUGUUGAGUCUGACGUGUGGGGAUAUUGGGACGGAUGAGGCAAGCGUGGAGGAGUCGUUGAGUAAAUGGUUUAAGCUGGCGGAGAUCUGGGGCGCGGUUAUGUUGAUUGAUGAGGCGGAUGUGUAUCUGGAGCGACGAGAGGUCAAUGAGCUCACGCGGAAUGGGCUGGUCAGCGUGUUUCUGCGUGCUAUGGAGUAUUAUCGUGGGAUUCUGUUUUUGACGACAAAUCGGGUGGGCCAUUUCGAUCCUGCGUUCUUCAGUCGUAUACAUGUGUACAUCGGCUACAAACCUCUCGAUUCUGAAGGCCGGAAGAGGAUCUGGCUGCAAUUCUUCAAGAAACUGGAGAGUGAGCGGGGAGACGAGGUUAACGUCAAGGCUGGCGCGAAACGAUACGUGCUUUCCGACGACGUGCUCAAGGACAUCGAGUGGAAUGGGCGAGAGAUCCGGAAUGCGUUUCAGACGGCCGUGGCGUUGGCAGAGUACGAGGCCAUGCAGAAGAUGUCGAAAUUGGGGCUUGGGGAGGAGGAGGAAGAGAAAAAGGCGUUGGAGAUUGAGUUGAGACAGGAUCAUUUUGAGAAGGUGGUUGAGAUGAGUGAUAAUUUCAAGAAGUAUCUUGCGACGGUUGGGGAGGAGAAUAAGGGGGAUAGAGGGGAUGAUUCGUUGUUGUAA
Molecule: messenger RNA, 2319 nt
Organism: Glarea lozoyensis ATCC 20868
Lineage: Eukaryota; Fungi; Ascomycota; Leotiomycetes; Helotiales; Helotiaceae
Product: P-loop containing nucleoside triphosphate hydrolase
Exons: 3
Coding region: 1-2319 (772 amino acids)
Molecular function (GO): ATP binding; ATP hydrolysis activity
Source: RefSeq, a predicted model, not a curated record